UAUCACCGGAUCACCAUAUAAACCCCAUUCACGACAGUACUCCUCAAUAUUGGACACCCGAGAUUCAAAAAUGAUUUGAUAUCAUGUCUGACGCGACAUUAACUCCCGUUGUAAAGUUUCUGGGCGACUCUCCGGAGCGCAGCAAUACGAGCGCCGUACCCGAGCAUCCACACUUGCAUUCGGGCAUCAUCAUCGCCACCGUUUACGCGCUUCUCAUCGCCGCAGGACUAAUAGGCAAUGUGACGCUAAUUAGGACGUUUUGCAUCGUCAAAUCCAUGCGCAAUGUGCCUAAUCUGUUCAUGUCGAGUCUCGCUCUCGGAGACGUGCUGCUGCUGGUCACCUGCGCGCCCGUGGAUGCCAGCAAGUUCCUGGCGGAUGAGUGGCUCUUCGGGCGGAUGGGCUGCAAACUCAUCCCGUUCAUUCAGCUGACUUCGGUCGGAGUGUCGGUGUUUACCCUCACAGCGCUGGCAGCGGACAGAUACAAGGCCAUUGUCAAACCAAUGGAUAUCCAGUCAUCUAAAGCUUCACUAAAGGUCUGUCUGCGGGCCGCGUCUAUCUGGAUGCUCUCUAUGGUCCUGGCCAUCCCCGAGGCCGUGUUCUCCGAUCUUCACACCUUCCACAUCCCUGAAACCAAUGAGACUUUUAAAACAUGUGCCCCGUACCCUCACGCCGGAGAUCUGCACCCCAAAAUCCAUUCCAUGGCCUCUUUUCUUAUUCUGUACAUCAUUCCUCUCUUCAUUAUUUCUGUGUACUACAUCUUCAUCGCAAGGAGUCUGAUUCAGAGUGCCAAUAACAUGCCUGUUGAGGGAAACACACACAUUCGGAGGCAGGUUGAGUCACGGAUGCGGCUCGCCAAGACAGUGCUGGUGUUUGUGGGUCUGUUUGCCAUCUGCUGGCUCCCCAACCAUGUGAUUUACCUCUACCGCUCCUACCAUUACACAGAAGUGGACACCUCAAUGGCUCAUUUCAUCGCCAGUGUAUGCGCACGUAUCCUCGCCUUCACCAACUCCUGCGUGAAUCCUUUCGCUCUUUACCUUCUCAGCAAAUCCUUUAGGAAGCAGUUCAACAAGCAGCUUUGCUGUUGCUGUCCGUCCAUCUCACUGCGUUCACAAAGCAGCCGCCGUCAAAACACACGACUCAGUUCACUCAAAAGCACACAAAAUCACUCGGUGGCCAGUUUCAGCCUUGUCAAUGGUAAUGCUGUCUGCCAUUAGAUGUGAAUCAGAUCCUGGGUUUCCCUUCAGGAGUAGUUCAGCCAAAAUUAAAACACACAUCUUUAAAAUUCUCUUCAUUUUAUACGAAAUGAAAGGGAUAG
Molecule: messenger RNA, 1315 nt
Organism: Danio aesculapii
Lineage: Eukaryota; Metazoa; Chordata; Actinopteri; Cypriniformes; Danionidae
Gene: grpr
Product: gastrin-releasing peptide receptor
Exons: 3
Coding region: 84-1214 (376 amino acids)
Biological process (GO): G protein-coupled receptor signaling pathway
Cellular component (GO): membrane
Molecular function (GO): G protein-coupled peptide receptor activity
Source: RefSeq, a predicted model, not a curated record